Messenger RNA from Symbiodinium sp. CCMP2592, 2150 nucleotides. The record is from the annotation of a GenBank genome assembly. NCBI's taxonomy places the organism in Eukaryota, Dinophyceae, Suessiales, Symbiodiniaceae.
GCUUCCGGAUGUCGACGUUCGGGAUUUGCCUUCCGUACUUACCGUUAUGGGGUCUGCUGACCUGGCUUGGCUGGGAAGCCGCAACGGCUUCAGAAGCUUGUCCAGCACAAGGCUCCAACUUGCUGCAGCGUGUGCGAAUCGGCGGCUUGCUUCCCGUGACUGAGGAUCAAGCGCCUUCCCCUUUGCCAGCUGUGGCAAACUUUUCUCUUCCCUGGUGGGCGUUGCGGACGCUGCCGGGUCUGGAACAGAAGGAGUGCAAACCAGACACGAUGCUCUUAGAAACUACACAAGCUGGAGCGGUGAAGCUUACUUCGACGAUUCAGUACAUGCGUGGUGCCACCGCAAGUGAUAUGCCAUUGGAGUGCUCCAAGCACGAAAUGCUAUUGAACAACUUCCGUGAGGGCAAAGUUUACCAACAAUGCUGCCCUGCCGUAAGUCUUGCUUGUGCUGGCUGUGUCGAGUAUGAUGCUGCCAUGGACUCAUGCUCUUCAUGUGCAUCCGGCUUCACUCCGUACGUUGCCAAGGAUGGCAACCAGACAACAUGUAAGCUCUGUAGUGACAUCCCCUGGCAAGACUCAUGGGGCUUCGGAUGUCAAGAUUACGUGGAUGGCAACUCUUGCGCAGCGGGGCAGAUCAAGGCGAACAACAGAGCUGACCAUUUGGUGGACGCCGAGCGUGUGCACAGCGGAAUGUCCGCCAGUGAGGCCUGCUGUGCCUGUGGCGGGGGCAGUCGCCAGGAAGUGCCUUUCAGUUAUCCUGCAGUGCACAUCCCGUGCGGGAAGACAGCAGUGUCUGCGCUCCCCAUCCCAAGGCUGGAUGUCACCUAUGUCACGGAGAACUGCGCGUUCCACAGCAUGAAUUUGACCAUGGAUAGUCGCAGUGGGCGCGUUUUUGGGGAGAUUUCCACCCACGAGCCCCAGUCCAUCUCGUGCGAGAUCGCCAGCGACAGCCGCAAGUGGGCAGGCACUUCUGCAACUUUACAAGUUCACAUCGCCCACUUCGCAUAUUCGCAAAGCGUCUUGACCUUCACCGCGCUGAACCAGAGCUUCCUUCCAGGCUUUCAAGGCCGCUACAAGGAUUUCCAGCUGCGCUGCACGCCGGAUCUGCCCUGGGCUCGCAUAGACAAGGCCACCGGCCGCAUCUCUCAGACGAGCUCCAACCCGACGCCAAGAACCGGUGAAUGUACCGUGAGCGCCAAAGGCUGUAUGGAUGAGGCCUCUGGCAACUGCACGGAGGUAACGCGUUCCACGGAUGUCGUCCUGGUGGCCGGCAACGAGGCUUCCGAGCUCUUCGUGGUGCGGGAAGACCGACGUUGGCUUCGCGUGGAUGAAGUGAACCUGACGAUGGGCCGCCCCACGAGUGGCUUCCGCCUAGCGAGCGCGCUGAGCGCGGAAGAUUCGGCCUUGGUCGAUCCGCCUUUGGCCUACCACGUGGACCGCGGUUGCAAAGCGCUGCUCAUGGCUCAGUUCAAGGUCACUGUGACGGACAACACCUGUUGGACACCAGCCAGCGACCCGGAGCAUUUCCUGGCCAAGGCCCUCUUAGCCAACUUUUCCUCGAAUGCCUCGAAGACCAUCUCGACUUGCCGCUCCAGAUGUCGGAACGACGCCGCAUGUGCUGCCAUUGGUCUGGAUGAGCAGGGGAACUGCCACAAGGUUGUCUAUGCCAGUGAGAUCCAGUCCGGGAAGAAUUUUUCCUGGGUCCACCAGAAAGUCACCGAUUGCGACCCUCUGAACCAGUGCUUGCUUGUGCAGGUGCCUGGCGAGGCCUUCAUGUCGGGGCAGUACUGCCCCGUCGCAUCGCAGGACCCCAGGCCCGUCUACAGCAUGAAGGGCUUUGACAGCUCUUCAACCCUCUACUUGCACUGGUCUGAAGAGAACGUGGAGGUGGCAGCCGGAUGUGGCAAAGGCGAUCGGUUCGUAAUCCGCCGGGCGUCCGACGAUGACUACCUUGGCCAAGACCUGGAAGGAAGGCCUAGCGUGGAGCUGCGCGGCGAGAAGCUCUGGUGCUUCUCGGGGGACGUGCUCUUUGAGGCCUUCGAUGGAGACGGGGCGGUGAGCGGCCAGUCCGUCGACGGCGCCAAUGCGACAGUGACGGUGGUUGACUUGAGAAGGUUUUGUGGUUUUCCAUGCCUCAAAGCCUUUAGAUAG